CACUCUCUUCCAUUAAUAUUCUUCCACUGCCCAAAACCAAAAGCCAAAAACAGUGACAUUAACUCCCCAAAAAUGGCCUUCAAGAAAUCAUCAAACAAGCUCUCACAGGCUGCAAUUCUCAAGCAUAUCAUGAAGAGGUGCUCAAGCUUAGGAAAGAAACAACAACAACAUAAUGAUGACGUACCCAAGGGCCAUUUCGUCGUUUACGUGGGAGAAAGCCGUAGCCGAUACGUCAUACCUAUUUCCUUCUUGUCCCGGCCGGAAUUCCAGAACCUGCUCCAACGAGCCGAAGAAGAGUUUGGGUUCGACCAUGAUAUGGGGCUAACCAUUCCUUGUGAAGAACAAGUCUUUGAGUCACUUACUUCAUUGAUCGCUUAAGGUUUUGCGUACGUGAAUUAGAGAAUAUACAUGAUCAGCUGCUACUAUAAUUUCCCUUUUUUAUUUUGGGUUUACUCUAACCAUGCAUUACCAAAUUAAUUUAAAGAAAACUUGUAAUGGGUUUUUUUUAAUUAAU
Molecule: messenger RNA, 514 nt
Organism: Cynara cardunculus var. scolymus (artichoke)
Lineage: Eukaryota; Viridiplantae; Streptophyta; Magnoliopsida; Asterales; Asteraceae
Product: auxin-responsive protein SAUR50-like
Exons: 1
Coding region: 73-378 (101 amino acids)
Biological process (GO): response to auxin
Source: RefSeq, a predicted model, not a curated record